Messenger RNA from Aplysia californica (California sea hare), 1039 nucleotides. Its product is annotated as NADH dehydrogenase [ubiquinone] 1 alpha subcomplex subunit 13. NCBI's taxonomy places the organism in Eukaryota, Metazoa, Mollusca, Gastropoda, Aplysiida, Aplysiidae. The record is from RefSeq and is a predicted model, not a curated record. The transcript is spliced from 4 exons. Bases 16 to 537 code for a protein of 173 amino acids.
AAACAUGACACAGACAUGAGAACGGAUCAAUCGCCAGCGGAUUUCCGUAACUCACCGGAGACUGCCGCAACUACCGCUGCCAUAGAGGUCAAAAUGGUGGUGUACAAACAAGACUUGCCACCAGGCGGUGGUUUUGACCCUAUAGAAUGGGCCAAACGAACCCCCAGAAAACGAAUGGGAGGUUUCACCCAAUUUUUCGCCUUUGUUGGCUUCACUACUGCUGCAUGGGUAGCAUUUGCCAGAAACAAAGCAAAGAGAGAUCGUGAAGCGUUGGAACUGAGAGAUGCUCGCAUUGCCAUUGAGCCCUUUAUCCUUGCAGAGAGAGAUCGUGCUUUCCUGAAGCAUAUAAGGAAGAACAGAGAUGAGGAGAACGAGCUGAUGAAGGACGUGAAGGGCUGGGAGACGGGCACCCUGUGGGGAGAGCCUGUGUACCACAACGUCCGCGACCGCUUCAAGAGAGCUUCACUGGAGGAAAUCAUCACUCACAUGAGCCCGAAAGACCAGGACGACUUCUUGUGGGACAAGAUGAAACGAUGAGCUUACAGUCUUAGUUCUUUAGGUGUGUUUUUAAUGAAGUGUGUUUCGUAGUCAGUGCAUUUGUGGAUCCCAUUUCAUGGACUUCAAACAUAUUUUUCGACAGACAGAUAUUGAGGCUCAGUUUUUCUGGUAUAGAUCUAUGAUGUUGGAAUACCCUCUGAGAAACUGUUGUUUAAAAAGAUUUAAAAGAAACACUCUUGCCAUCACAUGAAGUAUAAAGUGUAGUUAUCCCAAAAUUUCCUAAAACUUCCAUAGACUCAUAAAAAUCUAGAUUCUAUGUUUGUCUCUUGCAAACGGUAUUUGAAAUGUUGCUUUGUCCUGGACAUAACAAAUAUUGUCAGUUGUCCUGCUUUGAGUUUUGAGUAAAAUUGAAUGAAUGAGGAGACUGUUGUUACAUAGUAUACAUGUAAUUUUGCUUCGUGUUUGAUAAUUUUCAAUUGUAACAAAUGGUUCACAUCUUUCGUUAGAAUUGGGAAUUAAAUAUUUUGUAUUUAACACAGUU